Aspergillus uvarum CBS 121591 is the source of this 2892-nucleotide messenger RNA. RefSeq names its product amidohydrolase. The coding region runs from base 1 to 2892 and encodes 963 amino acids. Lineage: Eukaryota; Fungi; Ascomycota; Eurotiomycetes; Eurotiales; Aspergillaceae. The record is from RefSeq and is a predicted model, not a curated record. The transcript is spliced from 7 exons. Gene Ontology annotation, molecular function: hydrolase activity, acting on carbon-nitrogen (but not peptide) bonds.
AUGACACCCAAGAGCGGUCUCCGGGGCUAUCCCGGUCCAGUGAUCCACGAGCCAGCUCGUCCACCACGCCGCAAAUUCCUGAGACGCUGGCGACGAUCCAUUGGAGGGGUUGCUUUGGUCGCAACACUGCUGCUAGUCUCCAUCAGGUCCCCUGCAGACCUACUGACACCCACCACCUCUGCAGCGACCAAACGGGAAUUCUACGAAGGACUGCAGAGAUGCCAUGAGGUGUAUGAUCGAGGCCUCCGAGAGCCUGUGGCAUCAACAAGCAGGGUCAAUCCCCGCUGGAACCCCGUCGCAGGCCAAAAAGAAGCCAUCGUCAUCCAGAAUGCGACGCUUUUCGACGGGGAAUCUAUCCUCAACGACCGGGUUGAUAUCAUCUUCGACGCGGGGGUGAUCCGCUCCGUGCUCCCGACUUCGCAGCACACUUCUUUGCCAGCCAACGCCCAGGUCAUCGACGUGCAUGGUUCAUUCGUCACCCCCGGUCUGGUGGACAUGCACUCGCAUCACUUGCUGCUCUCCUUCCCGCAGCUCCCGGCCACCAAGGACGUCAACGAGAGCCCGCUCCUGGGACCGCUGACCUCGUUCGUGCGUGCCGUGGAUGGGUUCAACCCGGACGACCCAGCCAUCAAGAUCAUUGCCUCCGGAGGCGUGACCUCCUCGCUGAUCCCCCCGGGAUCGGCAAAUGUUAUCGGCGGCGAAGCCUAUCUGGUCAAGAACCUUCCCCGAUCCGGCCCAGAUGGCGAGCCGGUUAUCGAGGAGUUACUCCUCGACCACGGCAUCCCCGAGGCGCAGCGCCAGCGAUAUCUCAAGAUGGCGUGUGGGGAGAACCCCCGACGGUUCUACGGCCACACCCGCCUCGGUCUCGCCUGGCUGCUGCGGGAAGAACUUAAUAAAGCACGAGCGCUGCACGGCCGCCAGACGGAGUGGUGCCAGGCUGCAGUCCAGAUACAGGAGAGCAGGGUUGGGCAGAGUCAGCAGAUCGCCAAUUUUAUCGACAGACAGGGCAAGCGACCGGAAGAAUUCAAGCUCGACACUCUGGUCGCGCUGUUGCGCGGAGAGCUCAAUCUGAAUGUGCACUGCUAUACCCCCGAUGAUCUGGAGCGCAUGCUUGCCGUGCUGCAUGAAUUUGGGGUGCAUCCGCGGGCGUUCCAUCAUGCCUUGUCGGCGUGGCAGGUGCCUGAAUUCCUCAAACAUCUCGAAGAAAACAUCACCAUUGCCACGUUCGCCGAUAACGGCCUGUACAAGGCCGAGGCCUACGAGUCGAAUCUACGAGGACCUAAGAUUCUGGAUGAGCACGGUCUCCGCGUGGCCCUGAAAUCGGAUCACACAGGAGAGGGAAAUUAUGCGAAGUACCUCCUCGACCAGGCAGCGGUCGCAUACUCCUUCGGCCUACCCGAAGAAAAGGCCCUGCAAUCAGUAACCUCGAUCCCGGCUCGCUCCAUCCAACAGGACCACCGGAUCGGCUACGCGCGCCCUGGCUAUGACGCCGAUAUCGUCAUCUGGGAUGACCAUCCGCUGCAAGUAGGCGCCACUCCGAUCGAGGUGUUCAUCGACGGUCGCGCCGUGCUGGAAUCGCCUGCCUUACCAUCAGUCCAAGAUGAAGAUAUCGUGGGACAAGCCGCACCAGCCGUCCGACCCUCCGUCACCACAGCGGAGCGGGACCGCGUAUGCGCACCCGUGCGCGACAAAUCAUCCGACACGAAUAUCCUCAUCACCGGCAUCCAGCACGUCCUCCUCAACUCAACCAUAACCCAGGUCCCCACAGAGACAGCCCAGGACACGGUUCUCUUGCUCACAAAGAACCAGAUCGCCUGCCUCGAUACCAAGUCAACCUGUCUCGCGCAGACCACCCGCAAAGCCCUCACGCAGAUCGACCUGAAGAACGGAUACAUCACGCCGGGCCUCGUGGCCUUCGGCAACAAGCUGGGCAUCGAGGACAUCGCCUCGGAGCCGUCCACCGGCACCGGCAAGGACGUCAAGGGCGCGGCUGACCCGCUGAACGAGCAGAAGAGCGUGCAUUUCGCCAAGUACGGGGUCCACCUGCACGGCCGCGCCUUCGGCCGGGCGCAGAUCGGCGGCGUGACCAAGGCCGUGACCCCGCCGCUGAGCGCGGGCAUCGUGCAGGGGGUCAGCGUGGGGGUCCGCACCCACGAGCGGGCGACGAUCCUGGACGGAGGGAUCUGGAAGGAUGACGUGGCGCUGCAUUUCACGGUGGGACAGUCGGCGAGAAACGACAAUACCCCCACCGUCUUGUCGGGGAUCGAACGGCUGCGGCAGGUGUUGGAGCAGGGAGGCACCGAGAGCUCGGGGGUUUACGCGCACGCGGCGAACGGGUCUCUUCCGGUGGUUGUGCAUGCUUUCCAUCAGGACGACAUCGCCCAACUCGUCCGCAUCAAAAAAGACUUCCCACACAUCAAGCUGGUCCUCUACGGCGGCCACGGUGCCCCUCUGGUCGCCCACCACCUCGCCGAAGCCGCCAUCCCCGUCAUCCUGACCGGCAACCGCGGCGCCCCGGACCGCUGGGAGAAGAAGGAUAUCCCCGUGGGGCCCCCGCUGACCGAGAGUGCCGCGAAGACGCUCCUCGACGCCGGCGUACAGCUCGGUCUGGCCCUUGUCGGCGAUUCGGGGGUCCACGCGCUGGCCCAGCACGCGCAGGCGGCCGGGAAGCAGGCGGGGUUGACGGACCGCGAGGCGAUCGCGCUGGUGUCGACGAAUCUGGAGGAGAUUCUGGGGCUGCGUCGCGCGGGCAGUGCGGAGGAGGCGCAUGUCGGGGACUUUGUGGUUUGGGAGGGCAAUCCGUUGCGCGGGGAAGGGUCGGUGGUUGUUUCGGUGCUGGAGGGCGGGGAGGUCGCGGAUUGUUGGCCGGAUAGAGUUGGGGCUGUUUUGUAG